Messenger RNA from Salvelinus sp. IW2-2015, 833 nucleotides. RefSeq names its product transforming growth factor beta-3 proprotein-like. Gene Ontology annotation, molecular function: growth factor activity; cytokine activity; transforming growth factor beta receptor binding. The record is from RefSeq and is a predicted model, not a curated record. NCBI's taxonomy places the organism in Eukaryota, Metazoa, Chordata, Actinopteri, Salmoniformes, Salmonidae. Gene Ontology annotation, cellular component: extracellular region. Gene Ontology annotation, biological process: regulation of cell population proliferation; transforming growth factor beta receptor signaling pathway.
ACAACCUUCCCUACUCUCCCAAUGUCAUCAUCUCCAACCAGUUAAGCUUAGUAGUAACUUAAUCUAAAGAUCAUUGUUACUGACUGUGGCCUCCUCUCUCUGUGCUACAGAUGACCUUCCCUACUGUCCUAAAGGAAUCACUUCCAAAGUGUUCCGUUUCAACAUCUCAGUGAUGGAGAGGAAUUCCACCAACCUGUUCCGAGCCGAGUUCCGAGCUCUGAGGGUUCCAAACUCUGCUGCCAAUAGGAAUGAACAGAGGGUCGAGCUCUACCAGAUCCUGAGGCCAGACGAGCACAUAGCUAAGCAGCGCUACAUCGGAGCCAAGAACGUGCUGACCAAGGGAACGUCCGAAUGGGUCUCCUUCGACGUGACAGAGACGGUACGGGAGUGGCUGAUGUACAGAGAGACCAACCUGGGUCUGGAGAUCAGCGUACACUGCCCAUGCCACACCUUCAACCCCAACGGUGACAUCAUCGACAAUGUGAACGAGGUGCUGGAGGUCAAGUUCAAAGGGGUAGAAGGGGAGUAUGAAGAGCAGGGUCGUUGGGACCUGGGCAGGUUGAAGAAACAGAAGGAGCAGUACCUGCCUCACCUCAUCCUCAUGAUGAUCCCUCCUCACCGCCUGGAGCCACAGCCACGUAGACGUAAACGAGCCCUGGACACCGACUACUGCUUCUCCACCGUUGAGGAGAAGCUGCUGUGUCCGUCGUCUCUACAUCGACUUCCGUCGGGACCUGGACUGGAAGUGAUCCACGAACCUAAAGGAUACUUCGCUAACUACUGUUCUGGGCCCUGCCCCUACCUGAGGAGGCUCCGACACCACACACACACAG